AUGGCUUUCGGGAUCUCAAAGGAGUCUUCGCGGGGCUCGCAGCCUUCCCCCUCUACUGAGGUAGAGCGGUUCGAGCCGGGGAUUAUGAAAAUACCUGUUGAGCUCACUAUAAAGAUCAUUGAGCUCAUGGACUUCCGCAGUGUAUUGAGUCUCGUCCGGACAAACAAAAUGUUCAAGGAGAUCUAUGAUGGUAAUCGAGGGCACAUUCUCUUGACUGUCUUGAAGACGGAGUUGAGCCCGUUCGAUCAAGCCUUGCAAGUCGUUGCGUUCGAGCCCGAGGACAUCGAAGUGCCACUGGGCCCCUGCUUGCGCCGAAGGAUAUACCACAAGAACAAGCUAGUUUGUGAGGGAGAUAGACUCCAACCAGGGGAUGAUGCUCAUGUUCUGCUUCGACCUCUUGUGCUCGAUGAGGAGCAUUUCGAGCGUCUCCUCCGCCUUGUCGAGACCGUCAAAGCAUGGGAACAGUUAUUUCCGCGGUACCGAUUUCAGACUGCGUCGGAUUGUCGAGAGCUACAACCUCAUGAAUCAGAAAGACUCAGAGCAGCUCUGUAUCGCUGGAUGUCUUACGCCCAGUUCUUCCACGGGGAUCUCCCGCGACCCAACAACUUUGUACCUCAGCAUGGUUCCACGGACAUCCGAUGCAAGCAGCUCCGGUUAUUGUCGGACCAUGAGCUGCAUGAGCUGGACGACCUUUGGGAAACGGUGCGACGCAUGGUACAGGGAGACAUAUGCCCAUCUACAGAGGCAGUGUUGAAAGACAUGGAUUAUUCCAUCUCGAGGGAAGAGGCUGAGCGAAUCGGCUUUGGCACGUCCAGGCUGAGCAUGAUGCGGGCUGCAUUUAGCUGGAACGACUCGACCUUUGUGGACUUCGACACCAAUGUGAAUUCCGCCAUCGUUGACACAGUUCUCAAGCUGUCACCGGCUGAGAUCCUGGACUUUGCUACCAACAAGUGCUCGAGAGAUAGACUGGUUCGUGAGGUUCGCCUGGCGCACCCAAGCAUUCUCCUCGACCGGCAGAGCCUUGGGCAUGCUCUUUCUGCUGUAAAGGACGAGCGGCUUGAAGACCGCGAACCCUCACCGUCGAUGGGUUGCUAUGGCGCUCUCAAAGAUGCGAAGGACGGCAGUAGCGGCGGAAUUCUAGACUUCAUGGCCUUGGACGAGGAGAUACGCGGACCUUGGUCUCGGGAAGGCAAGAGGGGGCUCGGCUGGUCUGCGCAGGAGGAGCCAGACCUCGGAAUCCGCGUGGUCAUGAACAAAGGUCGCCUGGAGCCGUAG
Molecule: messenger RNA, 1275 nt
Organism: Diaporthe amygdali
Lineage: Eukaryota; Fungi; Ascomycota; Sordariomycetes; Diaporthales; Diaporthaceae
Exons: 2
Coding region: 1-1275 (424 amino acids)
Source: RefSeq, a predicted model, not a curated record